Molecule: messenger RNA, 27733 nt
Organism: Drosophila guanche
Lineage: Eukaryota; Metazoa; Arthropoda; Insecta; Diptera; Drosophilidae
Gene: shot
Product: dystonin
Exons: 36
Coding region: 405-27158 (8917 amino acids)
Biological process (GO): wound healing; intermediate filament cytoskeleton organization
Cellular component (GO): intermediate filament; cytoskeleton; membrane
Molecular function (GO): microtubule binding; structural molecule activity; calcium ion binding
Source: RefSeq, a predicted model, not a curated record
GCAGCGAUACCGAGCGGUUGGUGUCUCGCAAUAACGAACAAACAAAAAAUUAUAAAAAUUGUGUGCCUUCUAGUGAAUCUAGUGAAUGUGAAUGUGUGUGUGUAAAUUUGUAAACGCACACACGCAUCAGCACCGCCAGCCGUUUGUCUAACUUGGCCCUAAACAUAAACCAGAGUCCCCCGUCCAUCCAUUCCAAGCGUUUGUCAAUUGCGGGCAAUAAAAAUAAAAUCCCAAAGUGCCAUCCGAAGAAGAAAUACAAGAAAUCCAUCCACAGAGAGCAAAGCAAAACAGACAGAAAUAAAAACUCCGAAACGUGCUAAAAAUUUAUAAAUACCCAAAUACAAAAAAAAAAAGUGUCCGAGGGAAAGUCUGUAGUUCGCUCUUGAUGUUGUGCCACCCACAAGAUGACAUCGCAUUCCUACUAUAAAGAUCGCCUGGGCUUCGAUCCCAAUGAGCAGCAGCAUCAGCAGCAGCAGCAGCUUGCACAUCAGCAGAGCACCAACUCGAUGAAGCGGAGCAGCUCGCGGCAGACGUCGCACCAUCAGAGCUACCACCAUGCAACGAGCAGCAGCCAGUCUCCGGCCCGAAUCUCUGUGUCGCCCGGUGGUGGCAACAAUGGCAGCUUGGACUUCCAUCAGACGCAGCGGGAGCAGCGCGAUCGGGAGAUCUACAGCAGUAGCAGCAACAACAACAACAACAGUCAUCAUCAUCAUCAUCAACAUCAACAUCAUCACCGAUCCUCGGUGGGUAGUGCAGCAGCAGGAGGAGUAUCGGCAGCCUCUCCGUUGUACGAGGGAAGUCCGGCGGCACCGAAGAAGGCCAAGCACUCGUCGACGCAGUCACAGCCGCAGGGCGGAUAUGAGGAUGCCCUCACCCAGUUCAAAGGUAGCAUGUCCAUUUGGGAUCAUUUUAUUGAAGAUUGGGACAUAAUGCACGAGCGCGAUGCCAUUCAGAAGAAGACAUUCACAAAAUGGGUUAACAAACAUCUGAAAAAGCAUUGGAAGUAUGCCAAGACCUAUACCAUGCUACAUGUUUGUGUUACCACAAAUGGCAUACCCUGUUGUUCUCAGUCUGCAAAUCGUCGUGUGGUGGACUUGUUUGAAGAUCUGCGCGAUGGCCACAACUUACUUUCACUCCUGGAGGUGCUUUCUGGCGAACACCUGCCACGCGAGAAAGGUAAGAUGCGUUUCCAUAUGCUGCAGAAUGCACAAAUGGCACUGGAUUUUCUGCGCUACAAAAAGAUCAAGCUGGUCAACAUACGCGCCGAGGACAUUGUGGAUGGCAAUCCAAAGCUGACUCUGGGCCUGAUCUGGACAAUUAUACUGCACUUCCAGAUCUCCGAUAUUGUUGUGGGCAAGGAGGACAACGUAUCCGCACGUGAGGCUUUGCUGCGAUGGGCACGCCGCUCGACGGCUCGGUAUCCGGGCGUGCGUGUGAACGACUUCACAUCGUCGUGGCGGGAUGGAUUGGCCUUCUCGGCCCUGGUGCACCGCAACCGACCGGACUUGCUUGACUGGCGAAAGGCAAGGAACGAUCGGCCACGUGACCGCCUAGAGACGGCCUUCCACAUUGUGGAGAAGGAGUAUGGAGUGACGCGUCUAUUGGAUCCCGAGGAUGUGGACACCAAUGAGCCGGAUGAGAAGUCUCUGAUCACGUACAUCUCGUCGCUGUACGAUGUGUUCCCGGAGCCGCCCUCGAUCCAUCCACUGUUCGACAUGGAGUCACAACGUCGCGUGCAUGAGUACCGCGAUUUGGCCCAGCAAUUCAUCUACUGGUGCCGCGAGAAGACCGCCUACCUGCAGGAGCGCUCCUUCCCGCCCACGCUCAUCGAGAUGAAGCGUCUGCUGAGCGAUCUGCAGCGCUUCCGCAGCGAGGAGGUGAGCGCCCGCAAGCGGGAGAAGUCCAAGCUCAUUCAGAUCUACAAGGAGCUGGAGCGGUACUUCGAGACAGUGGGCGAGGUGGAUGUGGAGGCCGAACUACGACCGGAUGCCAUCGAGAAGGCCUGGUACCGCAUGAACACAGCCCUGCAGGAUCGUGAGGUGAUACUGCAGCAGGAGAUCGAGCGCUUGGAGCGGCUGCAGCGUCUCGCGGACAAGGUGCAGCGUGAGAUCAAGCAUGUGGACCAAAAGCUGACUGAUCUGGAGACUCGGAUCGUCGAAGAGGGUCGCCGCAUUGAGCGGCUGCAUCCCGUCGAUGCCAAGAGCAUUGUGGAAUCCCUCGAGACGGAGAUCCGGCAUCUGGAGGAGCCCAUACAGGACAUGAACCAGGACUGCCAUGUGCUCAACGAAGGCCGCUAUCCCCAUGUGAGCGAGCUGCACAAGAAGGUGAACAAACUGCACCAACGCUGGGCUCAACUGCGCACCAAUUUCCACACGAACCUCGUACAGAAGCUGUCAGGUUUGAAGUAUCCCGUCCAUGAGACGACCGUCACGCGUCAAACGCGCAUGGUCGUCGAGUCCCGUCAGAUCGACACGAAUCCCCAUUUCCGCGAUCUGCAGGAGCACAUUGAAUGGUGCCAGAACAAGCUGAAACAACUGCUUGCCGCUGACUAUGGCAGCGAUUUGCCAUCGGUCAAGGAGGAACUGGAUCGUCAGCAGCACGAGCACAAGAUCAUCGAUCAGUUCCACUCGAAAAUACUCAACGACGAGCGCCAGCAGACAAAGUUCACUGGUGACGAGCUCAAUCUCUACCAGCAGCGACUCAAUCAGCUGCAAAAGGUCUACGCAGAGCUGCUCAGCACCUCGACGAAGCGUCUGUCCGAUCUGGACUCGCUGCAGCAUUUCCUGGGCCAAGCCUCGGCGGAGCUACAGUGGCUCAAUGAGAAGGAACAGGUGGAGAUCACGCGCGACUGGGCGGACAAGCAACUCGAUCUGCCCUCCGUGCACAGAUACUAUGAGAACCUUAUGUCCGAGCUGGAGAAGCGUGAGAUGCACUUUGCCACCAUCUUGGACCGUGGAGAGGCUCUGCUCAAUCAGCAGCAUCCGGCCUCGAAGUGCGUCGAGGCACAUCUGACGGCCCUGCAACAGCAGUGGGCCUGGCUGCUGCAGCUGACCCUCUGCCUGGAGGUGCACCUGAAGCAUGCCACCGAGUACCAUCAGUUCUUUGGCGAGAUCAAGGACGCCGAACAGUGGCUGGCCAAGCGUGACGAGAUACUCAACAGCAAGUUCUCGCAGUCCGACUUUGGCCUGGAUCAGGGUGAGACGCUGCUGCGUGGCAUGCAGGAUCUGCGCGAGGAGCUGAAUGGCUUUGGCGAGACGGUGGCCACACUGCAGCGUCGCGCACAGACGAUUGUGCCGCUGAACAAGCGCCGCCAGCCGGUGAACCGUCAGGGACCCGUGCAGGCCAUCUGCGCGUACAAGCAGCAAGGACAGCUGCAGAUCGAAAAGGGCGAAACGGUGACCCUGCUGGACAACUCGGGACGUGUGAAGUGGCGCGUGAGGACGGCCAAGGGACAGGAGGGCUCUAUACCCGGUGCCUGUCUGCUUCUGCCACCGCCCGACCAGGAGGCCAUCGACGCUGCCGAGCGUCUGAAGCGUCUCUUCGACCGCUCCGUGGCCCUGUGGCAGAAGAAGCAUCUGCGUCUGCGCCAGAACAUGAUCUUUGCCACCAUUCGGGUGGUGAAGGGCUGGGACUUUGAUCAGUUCCUUGCCAUGGGCCCCGAGCAGCGCACGGCCAUCAGGCGCGCCCUGAACGACGAUGCAGACAAAUUGCUCAGCGAGGGCGAUCCCAAUGAUCCGCAGCUGCGACGCCUGCGCCGUGAAAUGGACGAGGUCAAUCGAUUGUUCGAUGAGUUCGAGAAGCGUGCUCGCGCCGAAGAGGAGAGCAAGCAGGCAAGCCGCAUCUUCACCGAGGAGUGCAUUGCCAUCAAGGGCAAGCUGGAGGAUAUGGCCCGGGAGCUGGAUCAGAUUAUACUGGCUCCACUGCCGCGGGAUCUGGACUCCCUGGAACAUGUGCUCGAGAUCCAUGGCGACUAUGAGCGCAGGUUGCAUUUGCUCGAGCCGGAGCUGAAGCAUCUACAGGAGACAUUCCGCACGAUUGCUUUGAAGACGCCCGUGCUGAAGAAGUCGCUGGACAAUCUGAACGAGCUGUGGAAGGAGCUGAACACGCAGAGCGGCCUGCACAAGGAUCGAUUGAAGCUGCUGGAGGCCUCGCUGGCCGGACUCGAGGACAACGAGCAUGUCAUUUCCGAGCUGGAGAACGAGCUGGCCAAGCACCAUGACCUGCCAUCGACGGCCGAGGGCCUGCAGCAGGUGUUCAAGCAACUGACGCACAUGCAGGACAUAAUUACCCAACAGCAGCCGCAGAUGGACAAGAUGAACGAUGCCGCCGAUCAGCUGGGACGCAUGGGUGUGCCCACCAAGGUGCUGGGCGAUCUCAAGCGUCUCCAUUCGAACGUGGAGCGCCUGAACACGCGCUGGAGUUCGGUCUGCAAUCAGCUGGGCGAGCGAAUGCGCUCAUGCGAGACGGCCAUUGGGCUGAUGAAGAAUCUCCAAUCGAGCGUGCAAGUUGAGGAAUCAUGGGUGGAUGGCACCACAGAGCGUCUCUCUGCCAUGCCCACGGCCACCUCGGCCUACGAGCUAGACAAACUGCUUGGAGCUGCAAUCGAACGAAAACCAAAAAUCGAAAGUGUCAACGUGGCUGGAGGACGACUGAUUCGCGAAGCUAAGAUCUACGACAGUAAAUGCCUACGCUUUGUGGAUUGGCUGCUGGAGGCACGUCCAUCGUUCUCGCCGCCACGUCGUGACCUGCGGCCGGCGGACAGCGAUCCGGGUGCCACACAGUAUUACAGCCAGCGUUUGGACAAUCUCAAUACGAAAUACGACAGAUUGCUGGAACAACUGUCGCAGCGGCUAAAAACCGCAAUCGAAGUCAAUGGCAGCGAUGGUCUGCAAUUCGCUGAGAGUCUACAGAAACCGCUCAAGACCUUUAGGGUUGACUUCAGUGCGGGCAGCGUGCCAACUGGCGAUGGCCAUGCUGCACGCCCGGAGGAUCUCUAUACGACUACCUACAGCACCACACAAUUCAGCUCAACGAAGACAACGAAAAGCUCCUCGAAGAGCAUCUACAGCAGCGACAACUUUGAUGCCGCUAGUCAGGAUUUGGGGGAUGCUGCUGCCCCUGUGCCCGCAAUCGGUACGCAGAUCCAGUUCAAUGAGAUCCGUACGCUAAAACGCGGUCAGCAGCUGGGCAGCGGCAACUCGGUGCUGGAUAUUGCCGGCAUACGCGAUCCGCGCACGGGCCGCAUCCUAACCAUUGGUGAGGCCAUUCAGCUGCGCAUCCUGGAUGUGCGCACCGGCGAGAUGUUGGUGGGCGAUCGUCGCAUCACCCUGGAACAGGCCGCCGAUCAGGGACUGAUUGAUGCCCAGCUGGCCAGGCAGCUGCUGCAGCCGGGAGCAGGACGCGAUCCCAGCGGAAGGGAGCUGUCGCUGCUCGAGGUGAUACAGCGCGAGAUCAGCGAGGCAGAGGCCGGCUACGAGACGGCUGAGAAGCGCAUCAAGGUAAACAGCGUAGUCACCACCGAGGCGGUGGGAGUGGUAUCGCCUGAGAAUCCCCGUAAUAUUGCCGACGCCAUUUCUGCGGGGAGUGUGGACACCAAGACGGGCCUGUACCGGGUCAAGUCGGGGCAUACCAUCAGCCUGGCGGAGGCCUACGAGCGCGGCUACCUCAUCCGGCACGAGUCGGUGACAAUCAAGUCGAAUGCGCUCUGCCUCAGCGAUGCCAUUGCCCACGGGCUGGUCGAUGCCGCCGGCUGGAUAGCGGACCGCAACUCCGGCGACAAGUUCCGGCUGGACUCGGCCAUUGCCAAUCAGCUGAUCGAUGCGAGCGUGCGCGAAGUGGUGGACGCGAAGCGCGACGUGAAAAUAACACUGCAGGAGGCCCUGCAGUCGGGCGUGCUAAACGCGAAGACGGGUCGGUACGUGAACGAGGUGACGAAGGAGAAGCUCACCUUCUCCGAGGCGCGCAGCCGGCAGCUGAUCGUGAAACCCUACACGCUGAAGGACAUCUGCGACCUGAACCUGCUCGACCGGCAGACCGGCCAGAUCACUAGUCCGAUGCGCCGCGAAAAGCUGAGCAUCAUGCAGGCCAUCGAGGCCGGUGUGCUCGACGGUAAUCAUCUGAAGUGCAUCACCAAACGAAAGGGUGAGCUCAUCACCCUGCAGAAGGCCAUAGCGGAUGGCAUUGUGCUGCCCGCGGAGGGCAAGUAUCGCGACUUUAUGACCGGCGAACUGAUCACCAUUCCCGAUGCCGUGGAACGCGGCCUGAUCAGCUCGGUGGCUCAGCGUUCGAUCUUUGAUAUUGACGGGUUCAAGGACCUGCGCAGCAACGACUAUGUUAGCUUUAAUGUGGCCCUCUCGCGCGAUUUGCUGCGGCGCAAGAGCACGGGCUUUGCCUUAGAGACAGCCGGUAGGGACAAAGACAAAGACAAGGACAAGGACAAGGACAGGGAUAGCCAGGGUGUGCCACUGGAGGUGGCCGUGGGCGAGGGUCUUGUCCGGCAGGAGGUGUACGAGAUGUUCAAUCGUGGCAUUGGCGUACACAAUGCCAGCGGGAAGGAGCUGAGCGUCUUCGAUUUGGUCUAUCACAAUCUGAUCGAUCCGAAGACGGGCUACCUGCUGGACCCAAAAGCGGGCGACGGGGUGGAGACAGUGCCUUUGGACACCGCCAUCGAGCGGAAGUUCAUUACCCCCGAGGGGGCUCUCCUGCUGAGCAGUCUGCUCAACAUAACCCUCACAACGGAGAUUGUGAAGCAGACAAUUAAUCGUUAUGUCACGAUCCGGGCAGGCUCCCAGGAGCCAGGCUCAAGCGCAGGCGUGGCCGUAGGCGACAGCGUGCUGCUCACCUUCACGGAGGCAGUGCGCCAGGGCUUCAUCGACGAGGACAGACAGCUGUUCAAGGACCCCAAGACGGGCAACAUUUACUCGGUGCAGCAGGCCCUCAACUAUGGCCUGCUGGUGCCCGACAGCAAUCAGACAGUGCCGGAGAUAACGAACCGCAAGAAGACCAAGUCCACCAUCACAAUUGUCACCAAACAGAUCCUGCCCGAGGCGGAGCCCAUCAGGCUGAACACCAAGCAAACGCACACCAAGUACGUGGAGAAAUCCGUGGAGAUACCCAUCUCCCAGGAGAUGGUGAGCAGCAGCAGCCACAUGCAUCAGGAGCAGAACGUAACGGAGCGACAGAUCAUGGAGCUGCCACCAGGUGGCUGGCGCCUGAAGGAUGCCAUCGAGCAGCGGCUGUUCAAUCCCGACUCUGGCGUGUUCCAUGUCCAGGGCACCGAUCGGUUGGUCAGCUUUGAGGAGUGCAUCGACAAGCAGAUCAUCAACAAUCUGUCGGUCUCUGUGCUGGAUCCGCGCAGCACCACACCCAGCGACAAGCUCUCUGUGAAGUCCGCAUUCGAGCGGAAGAUCCUGGACAGCUAUGGCAACUAUACGAACAGCCGCCAGCAGGUCCUGGGCAUGCGCAGUGCCAUCGACGAAGGCAAGAUCAUACUGGAGACGGUGCCUGCCACGCGGGGUUCAAGUCAAAAGACGAUCCUGCGCAUUACGAGGGUGAACAACAUGCCGGAUGUGCUGGAGGUAUCCACGCCUCUGAAGGAUGCCCCGCCCAAGUUUUUGGAGGUGAGAACCUGCCAGCGAGAGCUGGCCUCACCCGAGCCAUUGCAAAUUGCUCCCGGUGCCAUCUACGAUCCGUCCACAGCUCUGGUGAUCUUCACACAGAGCGGGGAGACGGAGAAUAUCUUUGAUGCGGCACGUCAGGGACUGAUCGAUGAGCAGCUGAUCAAGAUUAUCGACCCCACAACCGGGCAGGAGAUUUCCGUAACCGAAGCAAUUGCACGCUCCAUCUACGAUCCGCGUACAGCCACUAUACUGAAUGCGGAAGGUCAACCCGUGGAUUUGAUAACAGCCACCAGGCUGGGACUUCUCAGCGUGAUCGGUGCCCCACUGGUUGCCGCCGAGGGAGCCCUGCGCACCGUGCGCUUUGUCACAGAUCCGCGCACGGGCGAGCAGAUACCCGUGGAAGUGGCCUACGAGCGGGGAAUUGUCUCGCGGGAUCAGCGUUCCUUUGACAGCCAACCAUCGCCAGUGCACGAGGAGAAGGAGAAAGAGAAGGAGAAGGAGAAGGUUGUGGUGCUGCAGAAGAUGCGCAAGAUCAUCCUCAAGCCGAGGGAUGCCAUGCGAAAGGGCAUCAUUGACGAGGAGACCUGCCGUAUAAUCGAGGACACCAAGAACUUCACCAGCCCCCAAGGCGAGGUGGUCAACAUCAGCGAGGCCCUGACCACGGGUCUGAUCGAUGGCCGUCGUGGCCAGAUCAUCGAUCCGCAGAGCAAUCGAGAGCUGAAUCUCCGCCAGGCAGUGGAACAGAAGAUCAUCGACCCCGAGCAGACGAAUCACAUCCUCAUGCCGCUGGCCAAGAGCUUGUCCGUGCCCAGGCUCGCCUCGCAGGGUCUCAUUGAUCCGCAGAGCCAGACGAUUGUGCACCCGGAGAGCGGCUAUCCGCUGAGCUUACACGAGGCGAUCGUCUGCGAAGUGCUGGACCCACACUCGAGGCUGCAGAAGCCCGAGAAGUGCACGCUAGAGGAGGCCAUCGAGAAGGGCAUCAUCAAUGCGGAUGAGUCCACAUUUAGCUACAAAAACAAGAACCUAAACAUAACCGAAGCCAUUGAGGCAAAGCUCUUUGAUGCCAGCUACGAUCAGCAGAAGCCCAAGGUGGAAAUUCCGCCCGUGGGCAUGACAUUCCCCGUGGCAGUGGAACGGAGUCUGGUGGAGCCCACCAAGGGUGUGGUGCUGUUCCCUGUGGCCAAGCUGAAGCCAGUGCCCCUCAAGCAGGCCAUCGAGGAGAACUUCAUCAUGUCCAUACCCUACGCACCGAAGCCCCACGCCAUCGAAGUGGUGGCCGCCCUGGAGCGAGGCCUCAUCGAUGUGGCAGGCCACACGAUGACUGUGCCCGCCACUGGCGAGCGUCUGUCCCUGCGCCAGGCGCUGGAGAACGGUGAGCUCGUGGUGAAGCAUCUGUCCGACUUUGUGGUCACCCAGCGACCCAUCCCAAAGACCGAGAUCAUGGAGACAUUGCGUGCCGUGCACACGGUGACCACCAAAACCAUUGAACUGAUGCAGGGCUAUGUGCUCGUCUCCAACAACGAGGUGCAGAACGUAAACACCGGUGAGGUGUGCAGCCUGGAGGAGGCCAAGGAGCAGGGCAUCCUGCGUGAGGAAACCACAACGCGUGAGACAAAGGCAGCCGUGGGUGAGGAUCCCAGCGUCAGCGUCAGCGUCAGCGAUCAGCAAACGGUGGAGGUCGUGGAGGAGCGCACACAGACAGUUGUCGUCAGCUCGGACAGCCACAAGCAGGAGAUGCAGGUGGUCAGCACCACAAAGUCUACAAAAGGGGUGCCGGCACUCGCACAAGGCCAAUCCGAGGCGAAGGAACCAUCGAAAACCCUGCAGAAUGUCAAGGAUGCCGCCAAGCUCGGCGCUCUGGGUGUCAUUGCUGCCCCCGUUCUGGCGGGAGGUGCCAUCGUUAGCGGCGUCAAGAGUCUCAUCAAGUCUGUGAAGUCUCCCGCAGAAGAUGCCAACAAAUCCAGCAAGGAUAAGCCACAACAACCUCAAGUCAGCUUCAUUCAACAGGAGCGUCAGCAGCCCCAAUCAAUGCCAAGUGAUGUCGACAGACUCCUGAACGAAACGGAGACAUUUAUCAGUACCACAACUGCCAAUUUCAUAGCCAAUGAGCAGCAGCAGCAACUGCCAAGGGAGCAGCCUCAAGUGGAGGUUCCUUCAACCGAAUCCGCAGUGGAAACUACAAGCACAUUGACCACCACAACAGUCACAACAGUAACUACCUCAAAGACCGCCACGGAUACGCCCAGUGAACCAGUGGAGACUGUCCAGGAGGAGAAACCAGUGCCAGUCAAGAGAAAGGAAUUGGAAGAGCCAAAGGCAGAGGAGGUUAUCAAGGUAACUGAAACGAUCACAACAGUGACGACAAAGCAGGCUGACCCAGAACUAAACGAUGCAACUCCGGAGAAGUUGAAGGAGAAGCCACAGCCAGCGGUCGAGACAGCAGCUCCUAAGGCAACAACUACAGCGGCUACACUAAAAGAGACAGUUGCAGAGGUUGCACCAAAAGAAACAACUCCCGAGAAGCAACCAAUUCCAGAACCUACAAAGGAAGCUUCUCCACAGCCCUCCGAAAAGCCAGAGCCCAAACCAAGGGUCGCUGCAAGGGAAGAGGUGCCCGAAUUUGAGCCUCCUUUCACAGCUCCAUUGGCGCCCUUUGCCGAACCCUCCACUGACACAGAGACAAAGGUAACCGAAACCAUAACUGAAACUCAAGAGCUGCCCACAUCAAGCUCCCAAACUGUGACGACAACUGUAAGGACCACAGUAAGAACGAUUGAGCAGGAAGUGAUUGUGCAGCCAGAAGAGAUUGUGGAAGUGCAAGAGGUACAAGAGCCAGAGGAUAAAUCCAAGGAAGACUCUGCUCUGAUUGUCACUGAGAAACCUUCCACGACAGUGGUGGAAGAAAGGGUUGUCACGGUGGAGGAGCCAACGAUUACGGAAUCCACAGUCACUACCACAACAAUUACCACCACGAGCAGCACAACAACAGCAUCAACCAGCGAGGAACAGCAGGAGACAGAGCACCAGAAGGAACCAGAGCAGCAGGAAAACAUUGUGGUAACAGAAACUAUCACAGAAAAACCUGUGGAAGAGCUGGAGCAACCCAUUCGGACAACUGAAACAGUCACCACAGAGACAACAAUCAUUGUCGGUGAAGAGAAGAAGCCUCAAGAGCCAGGACAACUGGAGCAAAUAGUUCAGCCCCCGACGACUACGGAUAAGCAUCAGACAGUUGUCGAUUUCAUCGAGGGUGAGAAGACACCAGGCAAAGGCAGCAACAUUCUGCAGAAUGUCAAGGAUGCCGCCAAGCUGGGAGCCCUGGCCAUUGUGGCUGCACCUGUGCUGGCUGGAAAGGCAUUGGUCGAUGCACUCACAACAGAAUCCACACAAUCACAAUCAGGGUGGGAGCCACAGGAGAGUCAGACCCAGAGCAGCAGCACAACUACUACAGUGAGGACAGUGACAACCACUUCCACAUUAACAUCCUCGGAGAGUGCCUCGCCCUAUGAUGAAUCCCGCGAUGUUGUGGGUGAGCCAUCAGCUCCAUCAUCAUCAUCAUCAUCAGAUACAAGCCUCAAACGUGAUGUGCCCAAGACACUGGCCAUUGGGGAUGCCAUUUCCCAGAAACUAAUCAGUCCCGACGAGUGUCAGGUGAUUGUCGAUGGGGAGCAGCAAACGGAUACAGUGUCCACGCUGCUGCGAGAGGAGCAGCUGAGUCCGCUGGACGAGGUGCAGAUCAUUGAUGACAAGCUGAUUGUGCUGCAGCAGAUAUCGUACCUGGUGGACGUGGACACCGAACUGACGGAGCAAAAGCUGAGCGAACUGAACAUUUACGAUCCCAAGAAUCAGUACUUUAUCGAUCCCUCCACGGGCCAGAAGAUAUCCUUCCAGAGUCUGGUGUUUGACAUGAACAUCUUCAACCCCGAGUGCAUUUUGGUAAAGAACUUUAGCACGGGCAAGUACGAAACUUUGACGGCAGCUCUGGAGCGGCCGUUGCUGGACAGGCACACUGGCCACAUGGUCGAUCCGAAGACAGGGAAGAAGAUUCCCUUCUUUGAGUGCAUUGCCCGCCAGUGGAUUAUCCGCUCGAAUCCAGAGGAGCAGCGACCGGCGGGCAUCGAGACGGUGGCAAUUGACGAGGAGACGGGGCAGGUGGUGCUGGACGAUGGUCGGGCUUGCUCCAUUGUUGACGCCAUCAACAGUGGCAAGCUGGACAUCCAGUCGAUAUCGGUGCGCGACCCAGUCAGCGGCGAGGUAAUCCCCCUGCGUAUGGCAAUCGAGUUGGGGGUGGUCGACAUGCAGUCGGGCACCGUGAUAGACAUCCAAACGCUCAAGGAGAUACCCAUGGAGGAGGCCUUCCAGCUGGGCUUCCUUGUGCCCGGCGCACGCAAGCCCAUCUCCCUGGAGGCGGCCGUCCGCAAGGGUCUCUACGACCCGGAGACGGGCAAGCUCUUCGACUCGGAGAGUCAGAACCAGGUGGAUGUGCAAAAGUCCAUUGAAAUAGGUCUGGUCGAUCCAAAGAUCUCUCUGAUCGUGGACACAGUCACCCAGAAGGAGCUGAAGCUGGACUGUGCCAUUGAGGAUGACCUGGUGCUGCCGGCCACGGGCCAAAUCAAGGAUAACAAGAACAAUACCCUCGUGCCCUUCGACCUGGGCAUCGAACAGCGUCUGCUCAAGACGGACAGCGUGACGUGGAGCCUGCCGGAAGUGCUGCAGCGGGAAUACUACUUGCCCAGCACCGGCAAGGUGCUGAAUCCCGUCACUGGCGAGGAGAUACUCCUGCAGCAGGCCAUCGAGAUGGGCUUUGUGGAGCUGGAGACGACGCUGGUCAAGGAUGCCGAGCAUGACACAAUUGUGCCGGGCAGGGAGGCAGCCAGAGUGGGGCUGCUGGACACGGUGCGAGGCACCCUCAGCUCCCCACACAUGAGCCUCGAUGAAGCAUUCGUCAAGGGCUAUCUGAUUAGCACAAAGAAGCCACUGUCGUUGGUCGAUUGCCUGCUGCGUGGUCUGUACGAUCCUUUGACAGCCACCUUCAACAUCGACGAGGACGACAAGCAGCUGGACCUCAAGUCCGCCAUUGCCAAGAAGCUCAUCAAUCCCGAGGAGCUGGUGCUGCUCGAUCCGAAGACCGAGUCGAUUAUCUCGAUAACCGAAGCCAUUGCCAAGGGCUAUCUGGAUCCCAUUGGGGGCUAUGUGAUCAAUCCGUAUGCCUCCACCAAGCUGUCACUCCACGAAGCUCUCGAGAAUCGCAUCCUCAUUCCGGCCAAGCGCAAACGCAGCCUGCCCGAUGCCGUCUACCGGGGUCUAUACGACCCGAAGACUGGCCAAUUCAGCAACACCAUCACGAGGGAGAAGCUCACAACCGAAAGUGCCAUUCGUAGGGGUAUACUCGAUCCCGAUUCGACGGUCGUCCACCUGCAGUCCGGUCAAAUUAUUCCCUUUGGCGUGGCCGCCGAUCGGGGGAUCGUGGACAGCCAGCAGGGCACAGUGAAGGACGACGAGGACAAGGCCAUUGACUUCAAGGAGGCCUUCGAUAGGGGUGUCCUGCUGGAGACCAAGAAGCCACUGCGCCUCAUAGAGGCCGUCGUGAAGAAUGUCUACGAUGAGGUGGACGGACACUUUGUCGAUCCCAAGUCUGGCGAAAAACUGAACUUUGCCGAGGCCCUCGACACCAAUCUGCUGGACGAGCACAGCGUUCAGAUACGCGACUUCAAAACGGGCCUGUACAAGCAGCUGAACCUGACGCAUGCCAAGGAUGCGGGCAUUAUCGAUGCCCAGAACUCCAAGCUGCUGUACAACAAUCAGACCAUGACCCUCAAGCACGCCUUUGACAUUGGCAUUCUGAUGGACGUGAAUGCUCCCAUCAGCCUACAGCGGGCCAUCCAUCAGGGACUCUUUGACGACAAAACUGGCAAGCUGAGCGAUCCCCGCAGUGGUCGACAAAUCACGCUGCUCGAGGGUAUGCGCAGCUUCGUCAUCAAUCCCCAUCUGCCGUGCUACUUUGACGAACAGACAGAGCAGCUGUACAGCCUCAGCGAGACCUGCCGCAUGGGCAUCAUUAAUCGCAGGGAGGGAGUCUUUAGGGAACCGGACAGCAGUAGCUUUGUGUCUCUGGGAGAGGCCCUGAGUCUCGGACUGAUUGUGGACAUUGAGAAUGCCGGCUUUGGGCUGUACGAGCUGCUCUCCAUGGGCUUCUACGAUGUGGCCACGCGCAAGGUUCGGCAUCCGGUCACCGGCCGCAAACUGAACCUGAACGAGGCCUGCGUGGAGGAUGUCGUCAGCCUGUCGUCCAGCCUGGUCAAGCACCAUGCCACAGGCAAGUAUCUGCGGCUGGCCAAUGCCAUCAAGGAGCAGCUGAUUGACGAUUCGAGGGGUUGCUAUAAUCUGAGCAGCUCCGAACAGAUCGAUCUGCAGACAGCCCGGGCACGGGGACUCAUCGUUUCCAACCGUCGCCUGCUGAGCCUCGAACUGGUGCUCCGCCAGCAGCUGUAUCGCCCCGAAAAGGGAAAAUUCUGCGAUCCCACAACGGGCGAGUAUCUCGACCUCAUCGAGGCCAUUCAUGCCGGGUUCAUAGAUCCCACGACCACCGUGUUUAAGAACCAGCUCACCGGCAAAGAGCUUCCGCUAACAGAAGCCAUUGAAAACGGGGACAUUGACGUGUCCAAGGGCCGCGUAUUUGAUCCCAAAUCGAAGUCCGCAUACAACUACGAUGUGGCACUCUCGCGCGGUAUACUCGUGACCAUUGUACGUCCUCUAACCGAACGCAGCGAGGUUGUCCGUCGACAGGACAGCGUCGAACUGCUGAGCCAGACGCCCGUGAGCGUUGUGAUCAGCAAACCGCGCGAAAUGUCUCUCGAGGAGGCCAUUCGGUAUAAUAUAAUCGAUCCCAAGACGGCGCUUGUGCGCGACUUUGAUAGCUUUAAAUUCCUGCCGUACGCGCUGGCCCAGGAACGCGGUCUCGUCGACACCACCAAGCGCACACUCGUCGAUCCGAAGGCCCUUUACUUUGCCUUCGAUCCCACGCUGAUUGUUUAUGUGCGAGAGCCGGUCACCUUUGACCAGGCGGCCGAGUCCAAGAGCCUGGAUUUGGCAACCGGAAUGCUGAGCUAUUUGCCAGUCGGAGGAUCCACCGCCAGCAACGGCAGUGGCAGCAGUGAUGACAGCGCAAACGAUUCACUGACUGUCAUCGAGACGCCCAGGGUAUACACGCUCAAGGAGGCCGCCAGUGCGGGCAUUGUGGAUCCCGAUUCAGCCCUGGUCAAGGAUCUGGCCAAGGCGAAGUUAGUCCGUCUGCCAGAGGCCUUCCGCAAGGGCCUCAUGGACGCCAACAAGGCCAAUGUGCUGAACACACAGACCUCCAAGCUGUGCACCCUGCAGGAGGCCUACGAGAGCGGCCUGAUCUGCACGCCCAAGCGUUCCUUCGGCCUGCUCGAGGCCAUCACCUUCAGCCUGUACAAUCCCACGAACGGCUGCCUGGUCGAUCCCUUCCAAAUGCAUCCCGACAUCAUUCGACGCAAGAAAUUCACACUGGCCGAGGCCAUUGCCUCGGGCCUGGUGGAUCCCUCCUCGACAGUGGUGCGAGAUCCCAACUCUGGGGUCAUUCUGCCACUGGCGGCUGCCAUUGGCAGCGGCCUGAUCGAUGCCACCGCGGGCCGCCUCACCAUCAGCGAUGCCCAAGAGCCCAAGCAGAACAUCGAUCUGGUCAGGGCUGCCGAGAAGGGUCUGCUACUGCCAGCCGAACAGAGGCAAGCAGUAUUCGAGAAGUUCAACAUGUGCGAGGAGAAUGUCAACGAUCUGCUCAAAUGGGUCACCACCGUCGAACAGAAAAUCUCAAGUGUUGGAGGACCUCGCGAGAAAAUCGAUGAGCUACGCAACCAGAUCAAUGCCCUCAAGCAAAUCAAGGACGAGAUCGAGUCUCAGCAGCGACCGGUGGCCACUUGCUUGGAGCAAAUCCGACAGAUUGUGCUCACUGGCGGCGAUGUUCUGUCCGCCCCAGAGGUAACCACCCUGGAGAAUUCCGGACGGGAGUUGCGCUCGCGCGUCGAUCGUGUCAAUGAUCGCACAGUGCGUCUGCUGCGUCGCCUGGAAGCGGGACGGGAUGAGCUCACGAAGCUGCGCAGCGAACUGGAUGUGUUCUCCGACUGGCUGCAAAUGGCCAGGCGCACCCUCGAGGACAAGGAGCGAUCGCUGUCGGAUCUGACACGACUCGGAUCGCAGGCAGACUCCAUUCGGGAGUUUGUCAGCGAUGUGAUUGGCCAUCAGGCCGAUCUGCGCUUCAUCACCAUGGCCGCGCAGAAGUUUGUGGACGAGAGCAAGGAGUUCCUGGGCAUACUCAACGAUUUCCGCACUUCGCUGCCAGAGAGGCUGCCCCAUGUGGAGCCGCUGGCCAGUGCCGAGAGCCCCAUACGGCAGGAGGUGUCGCUGGUCUCUGCACAGUACAAGGAUCUGCUGAAUCGCGUGAAUGCACUGCAGGAUCGCGUCUCUGGCCUGGGCGGACGCCAGCGGGAGUAUCAGGAUGCGCUGGACAAGGCCAGCGAGUGGCUGAGGAGCGUGCAUCCGCGCGUCUCCCGGCUCAUUUCCGAGCCGAUUGCCGGCGACCCCAAGGCCGUCCAAGACCAAAUGAACGAGGCCAAGGCACUGCACAACGAGCUGCUCUCGAGCGGCCGCCUGGUGGACAACGCCCAGCAGGCGCUCGACAAUCUGUUGCGCAGCCUCGGCGGCCAGCUCAGCCCCAUGGAGAUCAAUCAGCUGGAGCUGCCCAUCGCCGACAUCAAGCAGAGCUACCAGCAGCUGCUGGACAACCUGGGCGAGCACUGCAAGAAUCUCGACAAGACGCUCGUGCAGUCGCAGGGCGUGCAAGACGCGCUCGACAGCCUCGGUGGCUGGGUGGGCCAGGCGGAGGACAAGUACAAGCUGAACCUGCGCCCCGCCUCGCUGAUCAAGGAGCGACUCCAGGAGCAGAUACGCGAGCACAAGGUGCUCCUAGCCGAUCUGCAAUCGCACCAGGCCAGCAUCGAUAGCGUCCAGAUCUCGGCCAAGCAUCUGCUGGCGAGCGCCUCGAAUGCGCGCAUCGCCAAGAAGGUGGAAGCCAAUCUGAACGACGUCACCGGGAAGUUUGAGAAGCUCUACGAAAAGGUGAACAAGCGUGGCGAGUUCCUGGACGAUGUCUACGGCCGCCUGAGCCGAUAUCUGGACGAGAUUAGCACCGUGGAGCAGCGCAUGGGCAGCCUGCAGGAGGCACUGGACAGUCGCGAGACCAGUCUGCUGUCCACCGAGGAGCUGGCCCGUCGCAUGCACGAGCUGUCGCGCGACAAGGAUCAGCUGGCGCCACAAUUCGAGGAUUGUGUGCGCCAGGGCAAGGAUCUGAUUGGUCUGCGCGAUGUCACCGACACCGGGGCCCUGCGGGAUCGCAUCAAGGCACUGGAAUCGCAGUGGCGCAACAUCAACAUCAGCAUCGAUGAGCGGGCGAAGCUGUCGAAGCAGAAGGCCGAGCAGCAGCUCGCCUACGAGGGACUCAAGGACCAAGUGCUCGCCUGGCUGGCCAGCACUGAGGCGCGCGUCAACGGCCUGCCGCCGGUGGCCAUCGAUCUGGACCGCAUUCGGCAGCAGCACGACGAGCUGAAGCCCAUCUGCAAGGACUAUCGCGACUACGCGCCCACCAUUGACAAGAUCAACGAUGUGGGAGCGCAGUACGAUGCCUUGAUACGGCCCGAGAGCCCCGCCAGGAAACGCUCCACGUACAGCCCGAUCAAGCGGACGAGCCCGCUGCGACGCAUGUCCGGAGCGGAUCAGAACGCUAGGAGCCCCAGCCCCACCAAGGGAGGCAUUCUGUCGCCACUAUCGACUGGUUCCAGUGGAUUCGGUAGCCGCAGAUCCUCUCAGGAUGGCUUCCAGCUGUCGGAGCUGUCGCCCGUGCAGCAGCAGCUGAGCGAGAUCAACAAUCGCUACGGGCUGAUUGGCGUGCGACUGAACGAUCGCCAGCACGAGCUGGACAACCUGAGCGAGGAGCUGCGCAAGCAGUACGAGAACCUCAAGGGGCUGGCCCAGUUCCUCGAGCGCAUUCAGCGCCAGGUGCCCAAGGAGUCGGUGUCCAACAAGGAGGAGGCCGAGCGCUGCAUCAAGCAGGCGCGCAAGAUCCUCGAGGACAUGUACGAGAAGCAGAGCCUGCUGGACACCACCAAGGCCCAGAUCAAGGACAUCCUGCGUCGCAAGUCGGAUGUGCCCGGCGCCGAGCAGCUGCGCCUCGAAAACGACGGCAUCCAGGAGAAGUGGAAGAAUCUCAACGACAUCUGCAAGAACCGCAUCGCCUUCGCGGAGAAGCUGCGCGACUUCCUCGACACCCACGGCAACCUCAAGGGCUGGCUGGACAGCAAGGAGCGCAUGCUGACGGUCCUGGGACCCAUCUCCUCGGACCCCCGCAUGGUCCAGAGCCAGGUGCAGCAGGUGCAAGUGCUCCGCGAGGAGUUCCGCACCCAGCAGCCGCAGCUGAAGCACUUGCAGGAUCUUGGACACGAUGUGGUCGAUCAUUUGGCCGGCACACCCGAUGCCCAGGCCGUCGAGAUCAAGCUCAAGGACAUCAUUGGCAAGUGGGAGGAUCUGGUGGGCAAGCUCGAUGAUCGCGCCAACAGUCUGGGCGGCGCCGCUGACAGUUCCAAGGAGUUCGAUGCGGCCGUCAAUCGGCUGCGCGAGGCUCUGCAGAACAUCAGCGACAGCCUGGACACGCUACCCUUGGAUGGGGAUCACCAGGAGAAUCUGCGCAAGAUCGAGAACCUGGAGCGACAACUGGAGGGCCAACGCCCGCUCCUGGCCGACGUGGAACAGUCCGCGGCCACGCUCUGCAAUAUUCUCGGGGAUCCUGCCUCGCGGGCCGAUGUCAAUGGCCGCGUGGCCGCCCUGGAGAAGCAGUACUCGGCGCUGCAGAAGAAGCUGGACACCAAGAAGGCCGAGACAGAGGCCUCCCUGCGGGAUGGCCGCCACUUUGCCGAGAACUGCUCCAAGACACUGGGCUGGCUGUCGGGCGAACUCUCGAACCUGAGCGAUCGCCUGCUGGUCUCGGCCCACAAGCCGACGCUGCAGCACCAGAUCGACACCCACGAGCCCAUCUACCGUGAGGUGAUGGCCCGCGAGCAUGAGGUUAUUAUGCUCAUCAACAAGGGCAAGGAUCUGUCCGAUCGCCAGCAGGAUCGCGGAGUCAAGCGCGACCUGGAGCGCAUCCAACAGCAGUGGGAGAAGCUGCGCCGCGAGGCCGUCGAUCGGCACACGCGCCUGCAGACAUGCAUGGAGCACUGCAAGAAGUACUCGCAGACCUCCGAGACGUUCCUCGCCUGGCUGCGCACCGCAGAGGACAAGCUGUCAGACCUGACGCCCGGCGUGCUGUCCAAGGCGAAGCUGGAGACGCGACUGCGCGACUUGCAGACCUUCCGCAGCGAGGUGUGGAAGCACUCUGGUGAGUUUGAGAACACCAAGGGUCUGGGCGACACCUUCCUCAGCAGCUGUGACAUCGACAAGGAGCCCAUCAAGGCCGAGCUGCAGGACAUACGCGAUCGCUGGGAGCGCCUGAACAACGACCUAAUUGCGCGUGCCCACGAGAUUGAGAACUGCUCGCGUCGCCUGGGUGACUUCAACGAUGAGCUGCGCAAUCUGGAUCAUUCGCUGGGCCGCUGCGAGGAUCGCCUCGCUGCCCACGAUGCUUUGGGUGGAGCUGCCAAGGAUCCCAAGCUGCUGGAGCGUGUCAAGGCCAUACGCGAGGAGCUGACAAACCUGAGCAAGCCCUUGCAGUCGCUCAAGGCUCUGGCCAAGGACAUAAGCGCCGAGGCUAGAGCUGCCGGCGGCGAUGCCGAUCAUCUGACCAACGAAGUGGACGGUCUGGCCGAUCGCCUCUCGGAGCUGCAGGGACGCCUGGACGAUCGUUGCGGUGAGCUGCAAUCGGCUGCCACCGCCGUGUCCCAGUUCAACGAGCAAAUGAAGAGCCUGGGCAUCGACCUGAACGACCUGGAGACGGAGAUCGAGAAGCUGUCGCCGCCCGCACGCGAGAUCAAGAUUGUGCAGCAGCAGCUGGACGAUGUUGGCAAGCUUCAGAACAGACUGGACCGUCUGGUGGGUCGCCUCGAAGAUGCCGAACGUGCCGCCGAUGUCCUGGUGGACGCUGGCUUUGCCGCAGACACCACGCAGACGCGCGAACAAAUCUCCACGCUGCGCAAGACGCUCGUCCGCCUGGACAAUCGAGUGAAGGAUCACGAGGACAAUCUGCAGGCUACGCUGAAGGCCCUGCGCGAGUUCUACGACAAUCAGUCGCGGACCCUCGACGACAUUCAGGACGUGAGCGAGGAGUUCAAGCGCAUGAAGCCGGUGGGCUCCGAGCUGGAUCAGAUACGUCGCCAGCAGGAGGACUUCCGCCAGUUCAGGGAGCGCAAGGUGGAGCCGCUGGCCCUCAAUGUGGACAAGGUGAAUGUGGCUGGACGGGAUCUGGUGCGCUCUGCCGGCACCGGAGUCUCGACCAGCACGAUCGAGAAGGAUCUGGAGAAGCUGAACGAUCGCUGGAAUGACCUGAAGGAGCGCAUGAACGAGCGCGAUCGUCGCCUGGACGUGGCCCUGCUGCAGUCUGGCAAAUUCCAGGAGGCCCUCGCCGGCCUCUCCAAGUGGCUGAGCGACACCGAGGAGAUGGUGGCCAACCAGAAGCCGCCCAGCUGCGACUACAAGGUGGUCAAGGCCCAGUUGCAGGAGCAAAAGUUCCUCAAAAAGAUGCUCCUCGAUCGCCAGAACUCCAUGGGCUCCCUGGCCAAUCUCGGCCAGGAGGUGGCCAAUCACUGCGAGCCCUCCGAGCGUGCGUCCAUCGAGAAGCAGCUGAACGAUCUGAUGAAGCGCUUCGAUGCCCUCACCGACGGUGCCGAGCAGCGCGAACAGGACUUGGAGGAGGCCAUGGAGGUGGCCAAGCGUUUCCACGACAAGAUCAGUCCCCUCGAAGUGUGGCUGGACGGCACAGAGCGCGCCGUAAAGUCCAUGGAGCUGAUACCCACAGACGAGGAGAAGAUACAGCAGAGGAUACGCGAGCACGACCGCCUGCACGACGAGAUUCUCGGCAAGAAGCCCGACUUUACCGAUCUGGCCGAUGUGGCCGCCCAGCUGAUGCAUCUCGUCAGCGACGAGGAGGCUGUCAAUCUCGGCGAGAAGGUGCGCGGCGUCACCGAGCGCUACACCGGCUUGGUUGAUGCCAGCGACAACAUUGGCGCCCUGCUCGCCGAGUCCCGCCAGGGACUGCGUCACUUGGUGCUCAGCUACCAGGAUUUGGUGGCAUGGAUGGAGAGCAUGGAGAACGAGCUGAAGCGCUUCAAGUCCGUGCCCGUGUACGCCGAGAAGCUGCUCGAGCAGAUGGACCAUCUGCUGGAGCUCAACGAGAACAUUGCCGGCCACGCGUCGAAUGUCGAAGCCACCGUGGAGUCCGGCGCCGAGCUGAUGAAGCACAUCUCCAACGACGAGGCCAUCCAACUGAAGGACAAGCUGGACUCGCUGCAGCGUCGCUACGGAGAUCUGACCAAUCGCGGUGGGGAUCUGCUAAAGAGCGCACAGAAUGCGCUGCCACUGGUGCAGCAGUUCCACGAGGCGCACACGCGACUCGUCGAGUGGAUGCAGACAGCCGAGACGGCGCUGGCACCCAGCGAGCCCCGUCAGGCGGAUGUCCUGCGAUUGGAGGGUGAGCUGGCCGAAAUGCGGCCCAUUUUGGACACCAUCAAUCAGGUGGGUCCGCAGCUGGGACAACUGUCGCCCGGCGAGGGAGCGGCCACCAUCGAGAGCAUUGUGACGCGCGACAACCGGCGCUUCGACUCGAUCGUGGAGCAGAUCCAACGCAAGGCCGAGCGGCUGCAUUUGAGCAACCAGCGGGCCAAGGAGGUCACCGGCGACAUUGAUGAGCUGCUGGAAUGGUUCCGCGAGAUGGACACCACGCUGCGCGAGGCCGAUCAUCCGGCCAUGGAGCCGAAACUGGUGCGUGCCCAGCUGCAGGAGCACCGCUCGAUCAACGACGACAUCUCCAGUCAGAAGGGACGCGUGCGCGAUGUGACCGCCGCCUCCAAGAAGGUGUUGCGGGAGUCGCCGCAGAGCGAGAACACGGCCACGCUGCGCGAGAAGCUGGAUGACCUCAAGGAGAUCGUCGACACGGUCGCCCAGCUGUGCAGCGAGCGUCUGGGCAUCCUUGAGCAGGCCCUGCCCCUGUCGGAGCACUUUGCGGACUCGCACCAGGGCCUCACCGCCUGGCUGGACGACAUGGAGCAGCAAAUCUCACGCCUGAGCAUGCCCGCCCUGCGUCCCGACCAGAUCACGCUGCAGCAGGACAAGAACGAGCGCCUGCUGCAGUCGAUUGCGGAGCACAAGCCACUCCUGGACAAGCUGAACAAGACAGGGGAGGCAUUGGGGGCACUGGUGGCCGACGAGGACGGUUCAAAGAUCAACGAGAUUCUCGACACGGACAACGCCCGGUAUGCCGCCCUCCGGCUGGAGCUGCGCGAGCGACAGCAGGCGCUGGAGAGUGCCCUGCAGGAGUCCAGUCAGUUCUCCGACAAGCUGGAGGGCAUGCUGCGGGCCCUGGCCAAUACAGUGGAUCAGGUGAACCAAUUGGAUCCGCUGUCCGCCCUGCCGCAGAAGAUUCGCGAGCAGAUCGAGGACAACGACGCUUUGAUGGAUGACCUGGACAAGCGGCAGGAUGCCUUCAGUGCCGUGCAGCGGGCGGCCAAUGAUGUCAUUGCCAAGGCGGGCAACAAGGCCGAUCCGGCUGUGCGCGACAUCAAGGCGAAGCUGGAGAAGCUCAACAAUCUGUGGAACGAUGUGCAGAAGGCAACCAAGAAGCGCGGCAGCUCGCUGGACGAUAUCCUGAGCGUGGCCGAGCCCUUCUGGAAGCAGCUGAACAGCGUGAUGAAGACCCUCAAGGAUCUGGAGGAGACGCUCUCCUGCCAGGAACCGCCAGCAGCCCAGCCACAGGACAUCAAGAAGCAGCAGGUGGCCCUGCAAGAGAUCCGCCAUGAGAUCGACCAGACCAAGCCAGAGGUCGAGCAGGUGCGCCGUCAUGGCAGCAACCUGAUGAACAUGUGCGGCGAACCCGACAAGCCAGAGGUGAAGAAGCACAUCGAGGACCUGGACAAUGCCUGGGACAACAUCACGGCGCUGUAUGCCAAGCGCGAGGAGAACCUCAUCGAUGCCAUGGAGAAGGCCAUGGAGUUCCACGAGACACUCCAGAACCUGCUCAAGUUCCUCACCAAGGCCGAGGACAAGUUUGGCCAUCUGGGACCCGUGGGCUCCGACAUUGAUGCCGUCAAGCGACAGAUUGAGCAACUCAAGUCGUUCAAGGAUGAAGUCGAUCCGCAUAUGGUCGAAGUAGAAGCAUUAAACAGAGGUCUAGAAAGGCAAGAAAUCUCAACAAAAAUCUCACAAGCUGUGGAACUGACGGAACGCACUUCACCCGAGCAAGCGGCAUCCAUACGGGAGCCCCUGUUGGUGGUCAAUCGUCGCUGGGAGGCUCUGCUGCGCGGCAUGGUCGACAGGCAGAAGCAGCUGGAGCACGCACUGCUCCACUUGGGUCAAUUCCAGCACGCGCUCAACGAGCUGCUGGUCUGGAUCGACAGGACAGACGGCACUUUGGAUCAGUUGAAGCCGAUACCCGGAGACCCACAACUGCUCGAGGUUGAGCUGGCCAAGCUAAAGGUGCUGGCCAACGAUAUACAGGCGCACCAGAAUUCGGUGGACACGCUGAACGAUGCUGGCAGGCAGCUGAUUGAGACGGAGAAGGGUUCCGUGGAGGCGUCGACUACGCAGGAGAAGCUUCGCAAGCUGAACAACGAAUGGAAGCAGCUGCUGCAGAAGGCCAGCGACCGACAGCACGAGCUGGAGGAGGCGCUGCGCGAGGCUCAUGGCUAUAUAUCCGAGGUCCAAGACAUCCUCGGAUGGCUGGGCGAUGUGGACGCCGUGAUUGGAGCCAGCAAGCCAGUGGGUGGCCUCCCAGAGACCGCCACCGAGCAGCUGGAGCGCUUCAUGGAGGUGUACAACGAGUUGGACGAGAACAGGCCCAAGGUGGAGACGAUCCAGGCCCAGGGCCAGGAGUACAUCAAGCGCCAGAACCAGAUGAAGGUCUCCUCCAGCAAUCUGCAGCACACGCUGCGCACGCUGAAGCAGCGCUGGGACGCCGUCGUCUCGAGGGCAUCCGACAAGAAGAUCAAGCUGGAGAUUGCCCUCAAGGAGGCCACAGAGUUCCACGACACGCUGCAGGCGUUCGUCGAGUGGCUGACGCAGGCCGAGAAGCAGCUAUCGAAUGCUGAUGCUGUUUCGCGGGUUCUGGAAACGAUCCAAGCCCAGAUGGAGGAGCACAAGGUGCUGCAGAAGGACGUGAGCACACAUCGCGAGGCCAUGCUGCUGCUGGACAAGAAGGGCACACAUCUCAAGUACUUCAGCCAGAAGCAGGAUGUGAUCCUCAUCAAGAACCUGCUCGUCUCCGUGCAGCAUCGGUGGGAGCGCGUUGUCAGCAAGGCGGCGGAGCGCACCAGAGCUCUGGAUCAUGGCUACAAGGAGGCGCGUGAGUUCAACGAUGCCUGGAGCGGCAUGAUGCAGUAUCUGCAGGAGACCGAGCAGGUCCUAGACCAGAUCAUCGAGGAGGCCACCGCCUCCAAGGAGCCGCAAAAGAUCAAGAAGUACAUUGCCAAGCUGAAGGAGACCCAUCGCCAGCUGGCCGCCAAGCAGACAGUCUAUGACGGCACCAUGCGCACCGGCAAGAACCUCAUGGAGCGGGCGCCCAAGGGCGACAGGCCCGUGCUGGACAAGAUGCUGCUGGAGCUGAAGGAGCAGUGGACCCGUGUCUGGUCGAAGAGCAUCGAACGCCAGCGCAAGCUGGAGGAGGCCCUGCUGUUGUCGGGCCAGUUCAGCGAUGCUUUGGGCGAACUCUUCGAAUGGCUGAAGAAGGCCAAGAGCCGCCUGAACGAGAACGGACCCGUCCACGGCGACCUGGAGACGGUGCAGGGCCUGUGCGAGCACCACAAGCACAUUGAGCAGGAUCUGCAGAAGCGGGCCGCUCAGAUGCAGGGCGUGCUGAAGACCGGACGCGAUCUGGAGCGAUCGGGCAACAACCCCGAGGUGGGACGGCAGCUGGAUGAGCUGCAGGCCAUUUGGGAGGAGGUCAAGAGCGCCGUCGGUAAACGCGGCGAGCGCCUCCAAGUGGCCCUGGUCGAUGCUGAGAAGCUAAAUGCCCGUGUCCAGGCUCUGUUCGACUGGCUGGAUCAUGCCGAGCACAAGCUGCGCUACGCCAAGAACGCCCCAGACGAUGAGAAGGUGUCGCGCGAGAUGAUGGACAUUCACGUGGAGUUCAUGAAGGACCUGCGCGUGCGCGAACGCGAGAAGACGGAGACGUUCGAGUAUGCCGAGGACAUCAUUGGCAAGGCCUAUCCGGACGCCAUUCCCAUCAUCAAGAACUGGCUGUCGAUCAUUCAGCAGCGCUGGGAGGAGGUCCGCCAAUGGGCCAUCAACCGCGAAUCGAAGCUGGGGCUGCACCUGCAGUCGCUCAAGGAUCUGGACGAUAACAUUGAGGAGCUGCUGGCAUGGCUGACCGGGCUCGAGGGCACUCUGUUGAACCUGAAGCACGAACAGCUGCCGGAUGAAAUUCCACCCGUGGAGAAGCUCAUCGAGGACCAUAAGGAGUUCAUGGAGAACACGGCUCGCCGCCAGACCGAGGUGGAUCGCGCCUGCAAGCCGCGCCAGCUGCCACCCGGUGCUCGGAAACCAUCCCGCAGCGGCAAGACGCCAGUUCGUGGCUCCAGUCACGAUCUGCGUGAACAGUCGCCCGAUGGCAUGAGGCGUCAAAGCUUCAAGGGCUCUCGCGACCAGGGACUCAAUGCCCGCAAGGGAAGUCGUGUCACGCCCACACGUGACACGCCCGACAGAGACCGUCUGCCGCACUACGGCCCCAGAUUCUCACCAAGCUCAACUGGACCCGAACUUGAAUUCCGUUCGCCACGCGCCAAGCUUCUUUGGACCAAGUGGCGCGAUGUCUGGAUGCUCUCAUGGGAGCGCCAGCGUCUGCUCAACGAUCAUCUGCUGUAUCUGAAGGAUGUGGAGCGUGCACGUAACUUUAGCUGGGACGAUUGGCGCAAGCGCUUCCUCAAGUACAUGAAUCACAAGAAGUCGCGCCUGACGGAUCUGUUCCGCAAAAUGGACAAGGACAACAAUGGCAUGAUACCACGCGAUGUCUUCAUCGACGGAAUACUCAACACGAAAUUCGACACAUCUGGUUUGGAAAUGAAGGCCGUGGCCGAUCUGUUCGAUCGCAAUGGCGAGGGCCUCAUUGACUGGCAGGAGUUCAUUGCCGCCCUGAGGCCCGACUGGCAGGAACGCAAGCCUGCCAACGACUCGGACAAGAUACACGACGAAGUCAAGCGCCUGGUCAUGCUCUGCACGUGCCGACAGAAGUUCCGUGUGUUCCAAGUGGGCGAGGGCAAGUACAGAUUUGGAGAUUCACAGAAACUGCGCCUGGUUCGCAUCCUGCGCAGCACUGUUAUGGUGCGCGUGGGUGGCGGCUGGGUGGCCCUGGAUGAAUUCCUGACGAAGAACGAUCCCUGUCGCGCCAAGGGACGCACUAACAUUGAGCUGCGCGAACAAUUCAUAUUGGCCGAUGGCGUCUCGCAGAGCAUGGCCGCAUUCACGCCCAGACGUUCCACGCCCAAUGCAGCCGCCACUGCCACCUCCUCACCCAAUGCCCAAAAUGGCGGCAGCUCCAACUUGCCGCCAUAUAUGAGUGGACAGGGUCCCAUCAUCAAGGUUCGCGAGCGAUCCGUUCGUUCCAUUCCCAUGUCGCGGCCAUCGCGCUCGUCCCUCUCGGCCAGCACACCCGACUCUCUGAGCGACAACGAGGGCAGCCACGGCGGACCCUCGGGCCGGUACACACCGCGCAAGGUCACCUACACGAGCACACGCACAGGCCUCACGCCAGGAGGCUCUCGUGCCGGCUCCAAGCCCAACUCACGCCCGCUCAGCAGACAAGGAUCGAAGCCACCAUCACGACAUGGCUCCACGCUGUCGCUGGAUAGCACGGACGAUCACACGCCCUCACGCAUUCCGCAACGUAAACCAUCAACGGCAAGCACCGCCAGCGGCACUACGCCUCGGCCAGCGCGACUCUCAGUGACGACCACAACGCCAGGCAGUCGCCUGAAUGGCUCCAGCACCAUCACCCGUAAAACCGCCUCCGGCUCGGCCAGUCCAGCACCCACAAGCAACGGAGGCAUGAGUAGAUCAUCCAGUAUACCAGCACUAACAGGCUUCGGCUUCAAAGCAAUUAGCCGCCCAUCACGGAUACCGAUUAAGAUACCCUCAUUCGAUUCCAAGUCAACAUCGCCCACCAACUCGACUACGAAUCCAACCAGCUUGGGGCGGAACAUCAGCGGAAGCUCGACCCCGUCGGGUAUGCAGACACCGCGCAAGAGUUCGGCGGAGCCGACAUUCAGCUCGACCAUGCAUCGCACAGCACGAGGCACCACACCAACGGAGAAGCGCGAACCUUUCCGGCUCUAGGAUGGCUAAAUGAGUAGAAAUAUGGAGACGAAGAAUGCCAAUAUUUAAACCCUACACACAACAAACAAACUUAUGUACUAACUACGCACUGAUGUUCUAAACUAAACUAAACCCCGCUCCCCAAUGAUCGUGAGAGAGACUACAUUAGCAAUGAAUGUAGCAGGAACACACACAGCACAGAGUUCUGUGGAGACUUACUUUCAAGUGCCCGUUUAUACCACUUACGAGUAUAGUAUAUAUUUUGUAAAAGACACAUACGUACAUAUGUAUGUAUGUAGAGGAUAUGUGGAAGAUGCAGACAUACAUAUAGCUAGCACACAAAGUUGAUCGGAGAAGCAAGCAACCUACUUACGAGUACUACUAAUACAAAUACUACACUACCUUUUGCUACUACUAAUUUGUAAUGUCCACUACCCCCCUCCCAUUCACUAGUUAUACAUGUUUCCAAAAUUAUAAUUUGUAUAUACUUAUAAACGAAACGACGAGAAAACAAGCGUAAAUUAAUGAAAAAUACACUCCAAGUGCUCCAAGGCAAGUAAAAAAAUUACAAGAAUUAAUUCUAAAAUUAAAAAAAA